GUCUAAAUGAGCCUAAGCCAUAUGAAAUAAUUUCUCACAAAUGGAAACAUAAUGAUGUAUUCUUCCACCAUGAAGUCACCCUCGUUGGUCUUUUUUUAAAGAGUAGACUUCCUGUCAGCUGUUCAUCUCAUCUAAAAUUCUUUUCCUUCAUUACAACCUAGAACCGGCCAUUUUCAACAGAAGAGAGAGCCAAAUAGAAAUCAUGGAUGGUUUAGAGAACUAAAUGGAAAUGCUUAGCAUACAUGAUAACAAUAAGGAAGAGAAAUGGAUAAGGCAUUACAGCAGUUGUCAUAAAAUACUACUGGUAGGAGAAGGUGAUUUUUCUUUUGCUGCUUGCUUGGGCAAAGCCUUUGGUUCUUCUGUAAACAUAAAAUACCAUGAUGCUGAAGUAUUCAAGAGCUGCAACAAACUUAAGGGAGCUAGAGGAACUUGGAUGUACCAUAAUGCAAGGAGUUGAUGCACAUACUAUGAUCAAGCAUCCUCUUCUGAAUCAGAAGUUGUUCGACAGGAUAGUCUAUAAUUCUCCUGCUACAGCUCUCAAAAGGAGUGAAUCAAAUACUCGCCAAAUUGAGAAACAUCAAAGGUUGGUGGAGGGCUUCCUGGAGAGUGCUUAUGACAUGUUGGAAGUGAUUGGAGAAAUUCAUGUGACUCAUAAAACCACAGAGCCUUACAGGAAGUGGGAUAUCGAGAGAUUAGCAGAGGAUGCUGGCUGUGCUUGGUUGAGAAAGUUAGGUUCAAGAAAGCUGACUAUCCAGGAUUCAACAAUAAAAGAGGAUCCGGGCCUAGAGCUGAUCAGGCCUUUUCUGCUGGAAACUGCUGUACCUUCAAAUUUACCAGGAUUUCUUGAGAUGGAACCAAAACAGGCACUGAAACCUAAAUUCCUGCCUCUGUUCCCUGCUUGCAUGGCAGAGAAGUACCGACAUUCCUGUUGUUAAUUACCAAUCGCAUGAUAUUCUCCUAUAUAUGUAAGAACAUGGAAUUAAUCAAAUAUUUUGUUUCUAUUUUA
Molecule: messenger RNA, 1006 nt
Organism: Populus nigra (black poplar)
Lineage: Eukaryota; Viridiplantae; Streptophyta; Magnoliopsida; Malpighiales; Salicaceae
Exons: 2
Coding region: 378-935 (185 amino acids)
Biological process (GO): rRNA base methylation
Cellular component (GO): cytoplasm
Molecular function (GO): rRNA (uridine-N3-)-methyltransferase activity
Source: RefSeq, a predicted model, not a curated record